Durio zibethinus is the source of this 1391-nucleotide messenger RNA. NCBI's taxonomy places the organism in Eukaryota, Viridiplantae, Streptophyta, Magnoliopsida, Malvales, Malvaceae. The record is from RefSeq and is a predicted model, not a curated record.
CUCUUAGUAGCAAACACUUGGAACCCAAAAACCUUUCCUCCAAAAGUCUUCCAGGGAAAAAUGGAGUCUAUGGGAGCCAUUUCAGAAGGAGAGUGGAGCUCUCUUUGUGGAAUGUACACCACUGAGGAGCCUGAUUUCAUGGCUCAAUUGUUCAGUAGAUGUCCCCUUCCUGAUGAGCUAGAUAGGUGUUCAAACUUGGGAAUUCCAUCUACUUUUUGGCCUGCCCAUCAAUAUUCAACAAUAAAUAUGACAGGAGCUUCGUACUGUUCCUCAGAUGAUGUUAACACUAGUUCAUUCAGUUUUUCGCAAGGAAGUAGUUAUAGUGCUGGUGGUAGUAUUCUUUUUCCCUCUUCAAGUCAAGAGAGCUACUACCUGAGUGAUUCUAAUCCAAUUUUCGUAGCCAAUAAUAGCCCCAUGUCAAUGGUUUUUGGUAUGGAAGAUGCAACAAACACAAGUUCCUAUCUCGUCGAAGGUGAUGAUUGCUUGAACCAAGAAAUGGGCAAUGGAAAUGUAGAACAGGAUGGCAAAAGCCACCAAGAACCUGCUGUUCCCAAUAAGAAAUUUGAACCCAAAAGGGAAUCUGAGAUGCCACAGCCAGAACCAAUCACAGGGAAAAAAAAUAACACCAUAUCAGAAAAUUCUAAGAAAAGAUCUCGAAGUUCAGGAGAUAUCCAAAAGAACCGGAGAAAUGCAAGGUCUAAGAAGAACCAAAGUAGCGUCUCAAGUACGAACAACGAUGAAGAUGUUAAUGCCGUCCUCAACGGGCAAAGCUCGGCCAGUUGCUCAUCAGAGGAUGACUCAAAUGCUUCUCAGGAGUUGAAUGGAGGAGUGACCUCGAGCUCAAAAGGAGAAGCAGCACUGAGUUUGAAUGGCAAAACAAGAGCUAGUAGGGGAGCAGCGACUGAUCCCCAAAGCCUUUAUGCAAGGAAAAGAAGGGAAAGAAUUAAUGAGAGGCUGAGAAUUUUACAGAACCUUGUCCCCAACGGAACAAAGGUUGAUAUUAGCACAAUGCUUGAAGAAGCUGUCCAAUAUGUAAAGUUUUUGCAGCUCCAGAUUAAGCUGUUAAGUUCUGAUGAUUUAUGGAUGUAUGCACCCAUUGCUUACAAUGGAAUGGACAUUGGACUUGAUCUGAAGGUCGCCACGCCAAAACGAUCGUAGAAGAUGUGGCCUGAGGACCACUCUAACACAUUGGCCAUCUGCAUUAAAUUGAAAUAAUUAGUCGUUGCCAUUUUGUAAUGGAUUUAUUUCUUUUUAAGUACAUAAAUUCCAAUAAUUACCACCAAUCAUUUAUCAAAUUUGUCCAUUUCUUUCUUGUAAUCAUAUUACAUAUACAAUAGUUAAUUGAGCAGAUUUUCUACGUUUUGAAGAUUUUUGGCUCCACACAGCUGAAA